AUGGCCACCACCAACACCAAAGCCAUAGUAUCCCCCUGCGCCAUCCUCCUCAUCUUAAUCCUCAUAGAUAUGGCUUCUGUCCAGGUGUGUGGUGACAACAUACCACCUCCACCGAUACUAGUUCCGCCACCAUCUGUCCGCGGCGGCCGAUGCAUGUUGAACGACGAAGUUGCAUUCGCAGUGUGCGUCGACCUCCGAUUGGGCACGACGAGCCCAUCAGGCAUGGACAUGUGUUGCCGGUGGAUCCAUGGAAUGCCGAGCGCCGUGGACUGUUUGUGCUCUGCCUUCAAGCGGGCUGACAUCCAUGUCUCCGCCAGUGUUGCCGACGACAUCAAUGUUGUGCUUGCAGUCUGUGGCAAGGCUCUUGUCCCCGACCUUAACUGUUUCCAUGGAUCAGGCUAA
Messenger RNA from Aegilops tauschii subsp. strangulata, 402 nucleotides. RefSeq lists its product as uncharacterized. The record is from RefSeq and is a predicted model, not a curated record. Lineage: Eukaryota; Viridiplantae; Streptophyta; Magnoliopsida; Poales; Poaceae.